This is a messenger RNA of Talaromyces rugulosus, 945 nucleotides long. RefSeq lists its product as uncharacterized. The coding region runs from base 1 to 945 and encodes 314 amino acids. The transcript has a single exon. Lineage: Eukaryota; Fungi; Ascomycota; Eurotiomycetes; Eurotiales; Trichocomaceae. The record is from RefSeq and is a predicted model, not a curated record.
AUGGCGCUCCCCCAUCUCACCUCAGCAAUCCCCUUUCUCACAGAGGCUGGUCUAGAGACCACGGCCUAUCACACGUACAAAAUUGAUCUUCCUUGUUCUUCCGGCACAACACUUCUGACCUCGGAAUCAGGCCGCGAGCUGGUCAGGUCUCUGUACAAGUCGUACGCCAACAUCGCUGCAUCGUCUGGCACCGGAAUCCUUCUCGCCACACGCACCUGGCGUGCGUCUAGUGCCUGGGCAAAACCGUUGAAUUACAGCGAAGAUGAGCUGCGCGACCUCAAUUAUGCCGCGGUGCACUUUCUUAAACAAGUCCGAAAUGAAGUGAACAAAACAAACCCUGCCGUGCGAAUUGUCCUCGAUGGAGUCGUAGGUCCAUUAAGGGACGCAUACGAGGACUAUUCAUCUGAUGAAAUCUCCGUUGAUUCGGCAAAGGAAGCCUACCGCGGCCAGAUCCGCACGCUCGUGGAAGAAGGGGUUGAGAUCAUUUCUCUCAUGACUGUGACGAACCUGCACGAAGCCAUUGCGGUCGUUGAACUAUCAAAAGAGAUGCAAAUCCCCGUCGCGGUAUCAUUCAGCCUCGAGUCCGACGGAAAACUGCUAAGCGGACUAUCAUUGGAAAAUGCUAUCCAAACCGUUGACAAGGCAACGGACGGAUAUACCACGUAUUUCGGUAUCAAUUGUGUGCACCCGGCGAGGAUAUUACAACCUCUCGAGAAUAUGGAUUUGGAUGUUAGGCAAAGGAUUGGACUUAUCCGAGGAAAUGCCAGCUUGAAAAGCCAUGAGGAGCUCGAUAACAGCGACACGCUUGACCGCGGGCAUAUUCCGACAUUCGUCUCAGCCUUGAAACAAGUACUUUUGCUAUUACCCGGUAUCAGAGUGGUGGGAGGCUGUUGUGGAACAGACGAGGAGCAUUUAACGGCCCUUGCACAGCAAUGUCUUUCUUGA